AUGUCUCAAUCGAAUACCCCCUACCCCUUCACAUUCGCCAAUCCAACCCCAACCCAGUCGACAAAUGGAACAACGCAAACUCUACCCCUCACCAUCCCCAAUGUCCGCGGCACGGUCCCCUCCCUCCAAACAUCCCGUCUCCGGACAAUGAUGCUCGAAGCGCGUCGCGAUCCCACCAGGAUCCUGGCCUUCCCGUGUAGUUACGACGGGCUAUCCUCUCGUCUUAUCGAGGAGGCCGGGUUCCCAAUGCUGUUUUUAUCCGGUUUCGCAGUGUCCAGUUCAUACGGGCUGCCUGAUACGGGGUAUAUCGCUAUGGAAGAGAUGUGUUCGAAGGUGCAGGAGACGGUGAGGGUGACUAGUCUUCCUGUUAUGGUCGAUGGAGAUACGGGGUAUGGGAGUCCAAUGAAUGUUCGGCGGACGGUGGAGGCGUUUGCCGCGGCGGGGGCGGCGGGGGUGAUGAUUGAGGAUCAGACUUGGCCUAAGCGAUGCGGUCAUACGAAGGGAAAAUCAGUUGUUUCGCGCGGUGAAGCCUACGCUCGGAUCCAAGCUGCCUGCGACGCUCGGAAUGAAGGGCGGGACAUUUUCAUUCUUGCCAGAACUGAUGCCUUGAUACUUGGAUGGGAGGAAGCGAUGACGCGGGCGAAGGAGUUCAAGAAGCUAGGUGCCGAUGCGGUGUUUGUUGAAGCCUUGCCGGACAGGGAGUCGAUGCAGCGCUGCGUUCAAGAGUUGGAUAUGCCCAUGCUGGCUAAUAUUAUCGAAGGGGGCAAGACGGAGAAUCUCUCUGCGAAGGAGCUCGCUCAAUUGGGUUUCGCUGCCGUGGCUUAUCCGUGGACACUGGUCGCGGCUAGAUUGAAGAGUAUUCGGGAUGCGCUGGAAGGGCUGAAACAGAGCAUGGUUGAGGGUACGGCACCACCUAUGAUUCUGGGUUACCCGGAGGUGUGUGAGGGAGUUGGGUUUAAUCGAUACUGGGAUCAAGAGACACGCUAUGAAUAUGAUCACAAAGGGUUUAUUAAUCCUUAG
Molecule: messenger RNA, 1020 nt
Organism: Aspergillus pseudotamarii
Lineage: Eukaryota; Fungi; Ascomycota; Eurotiomycetes; Eurotiales; Aspergillaceae
Product: isocitrate lyase/PEP mutase family protein
Exons: 3
Coding region: 1-1020 (339 amino acids)
Molecular function (GO): catalytic activity
Source: RefSeq, a predicted model, not a curated record